This is a messenger RNA of Sycon ciliatum, 2394 nucleotides long. Its product is annotated as folylpolyglutamate synthase, mitochondrial-like. The transcript is spliced from 17 exons. Gene Ontology annotation, molecular function: ATP binding; tetrahydrofolylpolyglutamate synthase activity. Gene Ontology annotation, biological process: tetrahydrofolylpolyglutamate biosynthetic process. NCBI's taxonomy places the organism in Eukaryota, Metazoa, Porifera, Calcarea, Leucosolenida, Sycettidae. The coding region runs from base 100 to 1839 and encodes 579 amino acids. Gene Ontology annotation, cellular component: cytosol; mitochondrion; cytoplasm. The record is from RefSeq and is a predicted model, not a curated record.
UCCAGUUCAAAUUUUCUUUGGGUUGUUGCCCAAGCUCUGAGAGCGAGACCCCCAGUCUCCGUAGUGGAUGUCCGUUUAGACGUCUAAUCCCUCUGUACGAUGCUGAACGUUGCAAAGAGACUUCAGAGCACAACAAUUCAUGGUCGCUGCUUCAUGAUGUCUGCGGAUCACAAAUCGUACCAGGAGGCGGUGUUGGCACUCAACUCUCUUCAGAGCAACGCAGCAGAUAUCGAGAAGGCACGGCAGCAUCCGGUUACCGACAAGAGAGCCGCGCUUGCAGACUUUGAACGUUACAUGAACCGCACGGGCCUGACCGUUAGUGAUCUUAAACGUUUGUCAAUCAUCCACGUUUCAGGGACUAAGGGAAAGGGCUCAACGUGUGCAAUGGUGGAGAGCAUUCUUUGCAAGCAUGGAGUGAAAACCGGUUUCUUCAGCUCUCCUCAUCUGGUCGAGGUACGAGAGCGCAUCCGUCUCAAUGGACAGCCACUAAGCUAUAGGCAGUUCAGCGACUACUUCUGGCUGUGUUACAACCGACUGCAGGAGUCAAAGAGUGAAAUGGACAGCUCGAUUCCGCCGUACUUUCGCUUUCUGAACCUAAUGUCGUUUCACGUCUUUCUACAAGAAAAGGUGGACGUAGCCAUCAUGGAAGUUGGUAUUGGCGGCCGGUUCGACACAACGAACGUUGUACCGCCCCCAGUUGUGUGCGGUAUCUCCUCGCUUGGUUACGACCAUGUUGCUUUGCUGGGCAAGACGCUAAAAGAGAUUGCAUGGCACAAGGCGGGUAUCAUGAAGACUGGGACGGUGGCCUUCACUUCACCACAGGCUGAUGAAGGCAUGGCUAGUCUAGUGACUGAGGCCAAGGCAGUGGAAGUGCCGCUACACGUGUGUCCACCCAUGGCUGACUACCCUCCACCGCUACCAGAUGUGGGCCUUGCAGGUGAACACCAGCAGAACAACGCGUCUCUGGCACUUCAGCUUUGCAAAACCUGGCUGCAGAGAACGGGACGUGAAGCACUCUUAGAACCGGAUGGUGCAUCGUCUUCGCCUGAAGGCCGCGUCCAGACCGCCAGCGUAGGGCAACCAACGGAGUCGGUGUCGAUCGAUGUCUCCGGGGAUGCCAGCUACGCAGCGGAGCGCCUCACAGUACCGGUGGCGCAGUCCUUUGCCAUCACUCCCAGCAUGCGGCAAGGUCUUGCUAGUGUUCGCUGGCCAGGAAGAUGUGAUGUUGUCAAGCUGCCAAAGGUUACAAUCUAUCUUGAUGGAGCACAUACGGUUCGCAGUGCACUGGCGUGUUCGCAGUGGUUCAAGAGAGCAGCUGCCGAGGAGAUGACGGAAAAGGGCGGCUCCGUGUGUCGGGUAAUGUUAUUCAACGCUACCGGAGGCCGUGAUCCCAAAUCUCUGCUCGCACCGCUCAGGGAUGCGGGCAUUCAGGCGGCGGCGUUCUGUCCCAACCUUACUGUCACCGGGCCGAGCACACCAAUAGACAUGACAAAUCGAAUGGUGACAUCGGACGGCGUGAUGGCAUUGUGCCGUAAGAACCAGUCCGCAUGGAAUACCUUGCAUGAGCAGGCGACGCCUGCACCGCCGGAGGACAGCACCGACCCUGGAUGUCGGCCCGUGACCGCCGUUCUGCCGUGCGUGCAGGAUGCGCUGUUCUGGCUGUGCCGGCACCAGAACGACGCGUUCCAGUUGACGGGGCCGCAGCCGGACACUCGGCUGCCCGCAGCGCUGCAGUCGGCGGAUCACGUACAGGUCCUGGUCGUGGGCAGCCUGCAUCUGGUCGGUACUGCGCUAGCCGUUCUGCGUGACUGCUGUAAUAUUGACCCCAGCGAACGUUGAUGUCAUCGUGUGACUGUCUAUGCUGAUAGUGUCAUCCAUUUUCGUUGGUUGAUAUCAGGAGCUCUCUGCUCUUAGAGUGUCAAAUUCUUUCCAUCAAUUUUCUGCUGGCCUGGUCUUGUGGAUAUUGCUCUGCUUUAAUAAAUAAAUCAUUUGCCCAUCUUUUUUUAUCUAAUUAUCCCUUAUACGAGAAAAAUUUGAUUGAUACUAGAAGUUCCCGGCUUGGAAAGAAGAGUUCUAUUAUUUUAUGAGUUGACCUUUUUUCCGUCUUUGCUCCUUGUGUCUUCCUGAAGGGAAAUAACCUGCACUUUGUGCUUUCCCAACUGCGUCCUGGCUGGCCAGGCACCCGUUUAGCUUGCUGUCCUGUGGAUAGUUCUUUGUGCUUUUUUGUGUUCGACUUUUGGGAGUCAUGGCAUCAUGUAACAAUUAAUAUUUGAAGGCUAAAAUCCUUGUUUGCUCUGGCAGCAUCCCUGUCCUCUUCCAUCCACAUGUCUUACCUUGAUUUGUCUUCCUUUGACGUUUCCAUCCUAUUAGACUUGACAGGUAGAUACGAAAUUA